This is a messenger RNA of Diachasma alloeum, 1346 nucleotides long. RefSeq names its product 3-hydroxyacyl-CoA dehydrogenase type-2. The transcript is spliced from 4 exons. Bases 50 to 844 code for a protein of 264 amino acids. Gene Ontology annotation, molecular function: oxidoreductase activity. NCBI's taxonomy places the organism in Eukaryota, Metazoa, Arthropoda, Insecta, Hymenoptera, Braconidae. The record is from RefSeq and is a predicted model, not a curated record.
AUCAACUUCAAUUACUUGAUGUCGGCUGCGCUGAUAGUUUGUGCAGAGUAUGAAAACUAAAAUGCAGCAUGUAAUCGCUUUCGUGACGGGUGGAACUUCUGGAAUAGGAAGAGCUAUAGUGGAAAGAAUUAUAAAUCAAGGUGGGAAAGCUGCUAUCUUGGACCGCGCUGUUGAAGGCAGAAAGUUAGCUGAGGAACUUGGCGCAAAUGCAAUUUUUUGCAAAGUUGAUGUGACUUCAGAGGAAGAUGUGCAACAAGCAUUAACACAAGUUAAAGAGCAAUUUGGUGGUAUCAAUGUGGUGAUCAAUUGUGCAGGCAUUGCAAUAGUCCAUCACCCGUAUGAUUUUGAAACCGAAACGGCACAUCCUCUCGAGAUCUACAGGAAGGUGAUGGACGUCAAUGCUCUGGGGACGUUUAAUGUCACGCGGCUAGCGGCCGGCGUGAUGGCAGCGAACAUGCCUGACGAGAAUCAGCAACGUGGCCUCUUCAUCAACAUUGUAAGUAUCUGGGCCCACGAUGCUCCGUCCUGUGGGGUGGCUUACGCUGCCAGCAAGGCUGCAGUCCGAGGCAUGACUAUUCCACUCGCAAGAUCUUUUGCGCCGAAGGGUAUUCGUGUCGUGACCAUAGCGCCAGGAUAUGUGGACACUCCUAUGGCAAUUGAACGUCGAAGGAAUGAGGCUCUGCAUAAGAUCACCAUCGCGGGCCUCUUGACCCCGAAACGUAUGGCAUUUCCUGAUGAGAUAGCUCAUCUGGCUCAAUGUAUCAUUGAAAAUCCGUACAUCAAUGCGGUAAAUAUGGAGAUUAGUGGAGGUUUUCACUAUAUCAGAACGAAGGAGGAAAUUUGAUGUAAUGUUUCCGUUGAUACUGAAACUAAAGAAUUUCGGAAGACAUAAGAUGAAAAGAUUGGUACCUUCGAGCUUCAUAGGUGUGUAUCGAAAUACACAACCUUGAGCUGAUCGCGUGAGUGCUUUAUUAGCAUUGGACUACCGAGACACUGAUUAACCAUAAACGCCACUAAUUUUUACUACGUCUAUAGUACUAGUAGCAAUCAUUCAGCUUGGUGUAAUUACUGUAUAUGACUCUGCGACUUUAGCUAUCUCUGAUGCAGGGAUCACUGCAAAAAUUAAUGACUGAAUUUCAGACAUUUUUAUAGACACUUUUCAAACACUUUUGGGACGAUUUUGUAGAUAAUUUUGAGACAUUAAAAUGUGUCUGAAUCAAUAGAGGUAUUUCAAUUGCAGACACUAAGAUGUCUGAAAUUAAGAUACACGCAUCAGUUUCAGAUAUAAGAGGUGUUCGAAAUUUUCAGACAUCAGUUAGAUUUUCAGACACUUUUAAAGAUUCAGA